AUACCACGACCAUAAUCUGGCCAUUAUAAAAGGCUGUAACCAUGACCAUUUAUUGGUCCUGACCACGAUUUAAGAUAUCUUAGUCCGUGAUUAUAAGUGAUAAACUGAUAACGAGUAACGACAGUCAAUUUGAUUGAAUAUUUGAAUCAGUUUACAAAUUGCGAAUUUCGGUUCCGAGGACCUAACAGCGGCACUGGUUUAAUCCUGAUAGGUAUAAUGAAUUAUUAUUGUAUGUUAUCCAUAUCAUAGUUUAAUACACUGAAUACAACAUGUCAAAUCGCAAAUAAUAGUACAAUUUGUUAAAGUUUGAAGUGCGUUUUUGUUUCGUUAAUAUGACUACCAUGUACGGAAAUGGUAUGAAACAAUUGGAAGAGCGGCAUGUUCCCACUAAAGUCUUGAAAAUGGAAUGGUCUAACAAAAUGGAUCUGUUAGCCAUAGCCAAGGAACAUGGUGAGGUUUCUUUACAUCGUCUAACAUGGCAACGAGUUUGGUCCUUAGCUGCCCCAAAAGAUAAGACAUUGGUGACUGCAAUGGCUUGGAGACCUGAUGGAAAACAGCUUGCUGUAGCGUAUGAUUCAGGUGAUUUAUUGUUAGUGGACGUGGAAAAUAAAGACAUCGCUUUCAGCAAAACUACUGAGAAAAAAGUUACUUGUUUAAUGUGGGUACAGCAAGAAAAACCUCAGAAAAAAGACACUAUAGAUUCUGUAUUGAUUAAGAUGAAUGGUCUUGAUUAUCUCCCACAACUUCAAAGCUUGGUCCUUCGCGAUACACCCGAAGAGGAGAACAAGAUACCAAAAGUCCAAGACACGUUGAAUUUAUUGUUAGUUGGCAUGGUCAAUUGUGAAGUGCAAAUAUUAGCAUUGGGGAUAUUUUUGUGCGGAUCCAUACAAUUAUCCAGUCAAGAAAACACCGUGUUAAACAUACACAUGCCAGUAGAUUUUAGUUAUUUAUAUGUGGCUAUUCAAUAUUAUUAUGGUACUAUAGAAAUAGUGACAAUUAAACUACAAGAGUGCGAUACAUGUUGGGAUGACGUUUAUGAUUUGGCAUCCAAACACGAUCAGUUGUUGUCGUCGUUAGAUUAUUUAGAUCAAACAAUGAAAAACAUAUUGGAAACGUGGGAGCAUGUAUCGUUAAUGGAAAUGGAACUGAAACUGAGCUCUUACUGUCCAGAAGACCCGGAAAUGGUGUCUACUGAUUUAUUGGAACUGCUAAUCUACGGUAUAUUAACGGAACGCAUGGACCAGUUCCUAAAAAGAGAUUUGACCGACAAGGGCAUCAAGAAAAUUGGCCUGUCAAUCGAGUCGAGUCACACCAAUGUUCAGAAACUAGUAGUGAAACAACUGUCGGAGGUGACCAACCAGAUUCUGUUCCAGCUGGUAGAGAUAUCCGGAAUGUCGCUGAAAAAGUAUGAAUGUUUGGGACUGACUGAGCACAGCGUAAAGAAAGCUCUACGGUCGGUCAAUGGGUUCCUGAUGAAGUGCAACGAGGUGCAAAUCGUCAUCGAAGAGUCGCUGACCCGGUAUAAACUAUUCUUCAAAUGGCUGUACGGCAUGAUGAUCAAACUGAACGACGAGAACUCGGCCAACGACCCGUCUCUGUCUGACACGUCGCAACAGGAACUCAACAUGCUGGCCGAGUACAUCAACGGGCUGGGAGAGACCGGGGCCAAGGCCAAAGACUACAAACUGGACCGGGUGGGCCAGUAUUUUCUGGACGGUGACCUGGAAUGCCCGUACGACACACGCAGCCAGUGGUGGUCACUGCUCCAGGACAACCCGUGCCUGGAAGAGAACGAACUGAUCGUGGCUGCGUCCCGGAACCAUUCGCUGACCCAACAGUUCGCCGUGCUCAAGGCCGACCUGAUGGACAUUUUCGCUCAGCGCAAAACGUUCUUCGACAAAACGUUCGUGCAGUACGACAACGUGGCUCUGGGGGAGACUUCGGGGCUGUCGUACGGCCUCACUCGGGUGAACAUGGUGGACCUGCCCAAUCACAAGCUGCUGGUGUGCUGUGCUCGGGAACUCAACGCCCACGACUUUGGGUUCUACGAGCUGAUGGCGUACAGCGACACGAAAGAGGUGACGCUCCGCAGUACUACCGUGUUCUACUCGUGCGACGGCAUCAAGCAGAACUUGCACGACGUGCAGUUUUAUUCACCCGACUACUUGUCUGUGCUAACGGAGACAGUCGACCGGACUUCCAACCGGUUCUCGCUGUUCGUGCAGCUGCCCACCAGCAGCGUGCGCAGCCACUGUUCGACGGACGGACUGAGCAUGUGUCGUAUUGGCCAGCCGAGUGCCGACAGCAGCAGUAGCGAAAGCUGUCACACGCUGAGCGAUUACACGUGCCGAGUGAUGGAAAACAUGGCUUCCACAAGUUUCGCGGUCAGCGGCACCCGGAAAGUGGCCGUGCUGUUGUCACACAGCCGGCACAAGGUUCGGCUGUUCGAAAUGGAAGUGGACGACGAAGAGGACGAGGAUGACGACAGUGCGAUGGACAUCACACGGGACUCCAACUUGGCAGACGAGACCGCAUGAGGUUUCCCCCAACCCUUUACUAUCCAAUACAACGUGCACCCGCCCACGCGCGCAUUACCUAUGCUCAAGUAUCGUGUCGUGGUCGUUACUCGUUGUCAUGAUUUGAACUCGUAUAAUAGUAAUAAUUAUUAUUUUAUUUUCUAUCGUUAAUGAUGAUGAUGAUGAUGAUGUGUAUACCGCUACCAGAUUUUGACGUACUCGUAUAAUAUGUUUAAUGUACUCAUAUUAUUAUUUGGCGAGAUAUGCACGUCGAAAUUUUGCGUAUAAUGUUAGGUAUAUGAUAUUUUGUAUAUUUUUAUCACACAAUUGUAUUAAAUUGUAAUUGAUUCGAAUUUCGUUCUAUAAAAUAGGACAUUAUAUUAAAUCGUCCUUAUCAGGUUGUGAUACACUUCAGUCUUAAAAAUACAAUAUUUUUAAUAUUUUUGUUUUAUUUUUUGUCCAUAUAUUUUUUUUAUACAGUUACAUUAUUCGUAUUUUUGUUUUUUUUUUUAUAUAAUAUAUACAUUCACUAGGUAUAUAAAGACGGAGAAAAAAGAAGAAAAACAAUCGGAACAGUCAUUUUCCGAGAAGGAACUGC
This is a messenger RNA of Myzus persicae (green peach aphid), 3114 nucleotides long. It is a transcript of the gene APC4, whose product is annotated as anaphase-promoting complex subunit 4. Gene Ontology annotation, molecular function: protein binding. The record is from RefSeq and is a predicted model, not a curated record. The transcript is spliced from 4 exons. NCBI's taxonomy places the organism in Eukaryota, Metazoa, Arthropoda, Insecta, Hemiptera, Aphididae. Bases 333 to 2537 code for a protein of 734 amino acids. Gene Ontology annotation, biological process: positive regulation of mitotic metaphase/anaphase transition; anaphase-promoting complex-dependent catabolic process; protein K11-linked ubiquitination. Gene Ontology annotation, cellular component: nuclear periphery; anaphase-promoting complex.